Molecule: messenger RNA, 1602 nt
Organism: Nerophis lumbriciformis (worm pipefish)
Lineage: Eukaryota; Metazoa; Chordata; Actinopteri; Syngnathiformes; Syngnathidae
Source: RefSeq, a predicted model, not a curated record
AUGCACACUCACGGCAUUUGGAGAGCGUGUCUCCUGGUGGUGACCUUUUGUGUCACAAUGACUCUGGGCCAGUUUCCUCGGGAGUGCGUCACCCCUGAAGGGCUUCGCAGUGGCCAGUGCUGCCCCUCUCUGUCAGGCCAAGCAGGGGACGAGUGUGGCGCCAGCACAGGGCGGGGUCAGUGUGUUCCCAUUGCUGCAGACAACCGACGCCAUGGACCCCAGUAUCCCUAUGCGGGAAGAGAUGACCGAGAGAGGUGGCCUCUGCGUUUCUUCAACCGCUCAUGUAUGUGUAAUGGGAAUUUCAGUGGCUACAACUGCGGACGGUGUCGACAUGGGCUGACUGGACCAAACUGUGACCAGAGGAUCUCUGUUGUGAGGAGAAAUUUAAUGCAAAUGAGUGCAACUGAAAAGCAAGCAUUCAUCAACUCACUGGACCAAGCAAAGCGGACAAUCCAUCCCGACCUUGUCAUCUGUACACGACGGUACCAGGAGAUACUAGGGCCAGAUGGCAACACACCUCAAUUUGAGAACAUCACUAUUUAUAACUACUUUGUCUGGAGCCAUUACUACUCUGUUAGUAAGACCUUCCUGGGCCCAGGCCAAGCCAGUUUCGGAGGAGUUGACUUUUCCCAUGAGGGCCCAGGUUUUGUCACCUGGCACCGCUUUCACCUGCUACAACUGGAAAGAGACAUGCAAGACAUGCUGGGUGAUUCAUCCUUUGCGCUGCCCUAUUGGAACUUUGCCAUCGGAGGCAACGAAUGCGACAUUUGCACAGACGACCUCUUGGGUGCCAGGAGCUCCUUCGACAUGAACGCCAUCAGCCCCAACUCGGUAUUCUCCCAGUGGAGGGUGGUCUGCGAGAGCGUGGAAGACUACGACACUUUUGGCACAAUUUGCAACAACACAGAAACCAGCCCAAUAAGGAGAAACCCAGCGGGCAAUGUUGCACGGCCUCUAGUGCAGAGGCUGCCCGAGCCCCAGGAUGUGUUGGACUGUCUGCAGCUAAACACCUUUGACACACCCCCUUACUAUUCCACCUCCUCUGAGAGCUUCAGAAACUCAAUUGAAGGCUACAGCGCUCCCCAGGGGAGGUACGAUCCCGUGAUCCGCAGCCUCCACAAUCUGGCCCACCUCUUCCUCAAUGGCACUGGCGGACAAACUCACCUCUCCCCUAAUGAUCCCAUAUUCGUUCUGCUGCACACUUUCACUGAUGCUAUCUUUGAUGAAUGGCUCAGCAGGCACCAGCCAGGGGAGAUAGUCUAUCCUGAGGAGAAUGCUCCAAUUGGACACAACCGCCAAUUCAACAUGGUUCCAUUUUGGCCUCCUGUCACAAAUGCAGAGAUGUUUGUGUCUGCCCCACAAAACCUGGGCUACACCUAUGAGGUUCAGUGGCCAGUUCGCGCCUAUACACUGUCUGAGAUCAUCACCAUUGCUAUUGUUGCGGCGGUGCUGGUUGUGGCCGUGAUGGGCGGAGUCAUCGCUUGCGCAGUGCGAGCUCGAUCCUACCGCUCAGCUGAGGCCUUGGAGCCAUUGCUGGGGGAAACCUUCCGGAGAUACUCGGAGGAUGACCGGAGGUUGGAUAAAUCGCAGUCUGUUGUUUAA